Electrophorus electricus (electric eel) is the source of this 3108-nucleotide messenger RNA. RefSeq names its product anosmin 1 (gene anos1). Gene Ontology annotation, molecular function: protein binding; peptidase inhibitor activity. The record is from RefSeq and is a predicted model, not a curated record. Lineage: Eukaryota; Metazoa; Chordata; Actinopteri; Gymnotiformes; Gymnotidae. Gene Ontology annotation, cellular component: cell surface; extracellular region. Gene Ontology annotation, biological process: neuron differentiation.
GCACCAAAGUACCUGCUCGCGCCGAGGCUCACAGCACGCGCCAAUCACGCCGAGCGCCUCCAAUAGCGUUCCAGCGCGAGGCUCCGGCUCCUCCCCGGUGGAUAAUGAAACUUUCUUCAGUUUCCAAGCGGAGGACGUGCGCUGACCGGGAGAGGAUCCGUGCACGAUGCUGUCCAGCUCCGCGAGCGUGUGCCUGACCGUCGCUGUGUGGAUUACGGCCGCCGCGAGCCCCGGGAGGCGCGACGAGUCCUUCUCCAUCGGGAGCGUCUACCGCGCGAGGUGCGCCUCGAGAUGCCUCAGCCUGCACAUCACUCGCAUUUCAACUUUUUUCAAGCAUUUCCAGGGUAACGGAUCUUUGGCGUGGUGUCAGAAUCAUAAGCAGUGCUCCAAGUGCCUGGAACCAUGCAAGGCAUCAUGGGACCUGAGGGAGAACCAAUGUCAGGAUUUGUGUGAGGUUUUAUUUCCCAAGAAGCACUACGAGUGUCUGACUAGCUGCGAGUUCCUGCGCUCGGUGGAGACAGCCAAACAGGGGGACUGCCCGCCUCCGGACCGGGCCAGCGGAUUCGCCGCCGCCUGUGUAGAGAGCUGCGAGGAGGAUGCUGAGUGCUCCGCCCUCAGGAAGUGCUGCCCCAAUGGGUGUGGACACACCUGCCAGGUGCCCCGCAACAUCUAUAAAGGGUCUCCCCUAAAGCCGAGGAAGGAGCUGGUCUUUACAGAACAGCCCUCAGGACAGCUGGAGGUUCGCUGGUCCUCCAAGUUCAACGUGUCAGUUGAGCCAGUGGUGUACGUGGUGCAGCGCCGAUGGAACCACGGAAUCCACCCCAGCGAGGAUGACGCCACCCCGUGGCAGGAUGUGGCGCAGGUUGCAGAGGAGCGCAUCCAUUUGGCAGACUUACGACCCACCAGGUGGUACCAGUUCCGUGUGGCAGCCGUUAACGUCCACGGCACACGCGGCUUCACUGCACCCAGCAAGCACUUUCGCUCCUUCAGAGAUCCGUCUCCCCCUCCCCGUCCCUGUGGCCUGAGGGUGACUAAUGUGACAGCAGGGAUGGAUGGUCUGCUGGGCGCUCGCCUGGACUGGACGCUUCCUGAGGAGCCCGACGUGCCUGUGCACCAUUUCAAAGUGUCCUGGAGCCGGACCAUCCCUGGAAAAGCCCCGAUGCCCUCCAAGAAGAAAAGGAGAAAGACUACCAGUGGGGCCAAGAGCUCGGUGGAUCUGGAGGGCCUUGUGGCUAACAGCACAUACACCGUGGAGCUGCAGGCAGUGACCUACUGGGGCCAGGUGCGUUUGAAGAGCCCCAGAGCCUCCCUGCAGUUCAGCACCGCCCAGGACAACAGCCGCUCAAAGCUGGCGAGGAAGCUGAAGAAAGAGGAGUUUCCUGUGUUCAGCCCGGCAUCUGCAAAAAGACCCGUGAGCUCUGUGGAGGUGGGGACCCCAUUCUACCAGGAUAGCCAGCUCCAGGUCCGUGUUUACUGGAAGAAAAGAGGAGACCCUGCAGAGAGCCGCUACCAUGUCCAGUGGACGCCUGACAACUGCAGCCACAAUGGAACAAAGCUGCCAGAGAAAUCUGUCACCCAGGAGAAUUUUAUCAACCUGCCAGGCUUGCUCUUCUCCUGCAAGUACAGAGUGAGUGUGUACACCCUGAAGGCCAAGAGACGCACCGAAGAGGAGAGUGCCACCUUCAUCACGCCAUCCUGUGCUAUGCUGCAGAGCAAGAGCCGCAAGCCCAUCACAUGUGCCGGGGAGGGCGCCUCAAAGGUUUUGGACAAGCCUGAGAAUCUGACAGCGUCCUUCAUAACUCAUGAUGGUAACGUCACUGGAAACUUCAACUGGAGAGUGUCCCGCCCUCAGCCACAGCAACCAAUCACAGGUUUCCAAGUCACGUGGGCAGAGGUGUCCAUGGCCAGCCGACAGAACAGCCUUCCAAACAGCAUCAUCUCCCAGUCCCAGAUCCUGCCUCCAGCUCAUAACUUCCUGGUGGUGUCCAAUCUCAGACCGGCGGCGUCCUAUCGGCUGGAGGUGCAAGUCCUCACCACAGUGGGGGAGGGACCUUCUACCAUGAAGACCUUCCACACACCUGCCAUGUCCCAAUCCCUGCAGCACAGACCCAAACUUCGUCAUCACCCACAGCACCAAAAACCCUUCCCAGAAAAACAUUAGGAGACCAGCCCAACUUAACCCACCCUACAGUCUUCAUCUCUUAAAGACCGGUCCUCUUCAGCCUGAGCUGAGGCCAGCUCCAUCAUCACACUGACAGCCCUCUGAAAGCUUGCUCUAGCGGAGCUGGUUGUACAUGUUUGAACAUACUUACUGUGGACUAUUCAUACAAAAUCACUCUCUUUGAAAAGAUUACUUCACUCUUGAGCCACUUUGAGGAUAAGGUUACGGGCCCAUGUUCAUGUUCACUUUGAGCAGAUGAAUGUACCUUCAGAGCUGGGGAUUCUAGUAGCUUUCUGAAAAGCAUAUUUAGGAUUCAGCUUUGUAUUUUUCUCAUCCCAGAAUGAAUUGUUGCUCAGGCAGACAGUACUAAGCCCCAAGGAAAAUAACAUCUUAGCUUCAAGGAGAAUAUGAAAUGGAGGACAACGUGUAGGAAAAGACUGCAUUUGCAUUUAAACUGUAAAUGAGUUAAACUAGCAUUAAAUUGCAUGUCAAAAUUUUAUUGUUCAGUAGGCAUGAAAUAAUCUGUGUUACCUCUUUGUGAAUACAUUAGCAAUAUUCCAAUAACAGAUUAACAGAGACCUAUAUGAGGAGUAAUAUUACAUAUUGUUUAUUAAUGACCCUAUAGCUUUUUGUGUGAACCUUUUGGAUGAACUGAUGAAAUUGUACAUGUUCUUGGCUGUAGAGAUAUUUGUUAUGAAACAGUCAGUGAAUGCCAAUAUUUAUUUAUGUGUGUAUUUCAGAAUUUAAUUUUUAUGUGUAUUUGAGUGUGUGCGUUUGGGUUUUUUGUGUGUAUUGUAGCAUAGCCAUUUUUGAACUGACAUCUACUUGUAAAGACGUUUUGUAAAAAGUCAAAUUGUAAAUAUAGUCCUAUGUUAUGUUAUUUUUCAAUGGUUAGACCCUGUAUAUACUGUUCAGUAAUAAAAUAAUCCCCCAAAUCCUUCAACCUA